UCUGUGUCUGAAUUCCCGCCAUUUAAGGCUAAGUAUUGAACAUUUCCAUUAACGGAUUAAAACAAAUCAUCCUCCUAACAAAAAAAAAUGUUUGUAUCAUACGUAUGAUCUUCAAUAUUACCAAAAAAAGAGUGUAGCACUUGAAGAAGACAAACAUAAACAUUAACAAAAUGAUGCACCAGUACUUGAAAGACAACUUUGAGGUGGAGCCAAAAAACCCAUCUGAAGAAGCUAUAAGAAGAUGGAGAUCUGCUGUUUCUGUCGUCAAGAACCCUCGUCGCAGGUUUCGCAUGGUUGCUGAUCUUGCUAAGCGCGCCGAAGCCCAAACUAAACGUAAAAAGCUUCAGGAAAAAAUACGAAUAGCCCUUUACGUCCAGAAGGCAGCACUGCAUUUCGUUGAUUCUGUUAACCGAAACGACUACAAGCUGACAGAUCAUGUAAGGGACGCUGGAUUCUACGUCGAGCCAGAUCAUCUAGCUUCCAUAGUUCGAACUCAUGAUUCCAAGGCCUUGAAAACUCAUGGCGGAGUCGAAGGAUUAGCCAGAGAAGUCUCUGUGUCUUUAACUGAUGGAAUUGUGUCGAGUGAUGUCUCUAUCAGGAAAAACAUAUAUGGUCCGAACCAAUAUGCUGAGAAGCCUGCUAGAUCUUUCUGGAUGUUUGUUUGGGAAGCAUUACAUGACCUUACACUCAUUAUUCUCAUUGUCUGCGCUGUGAUUUCGAUUGGAGUCGGAAUUGCCACGGAAGGGUGGCCGAAUGGAAUGUACGACGGGAUCGGAAUUGUUCUUUGCAUUAUCCUGGUAGUGAUGGUCACUGCAAUUAGUGAUUUUAAACAGUCCUUGCAGUUUAAGGUUUUAGAUAAGGAGAAAAAAAAUGUGCUUGUUCAGGUCACUAGAGAAGGAUCCAGGCAGAAAAUUUCAAUCUAUGAUCUAGUUGUUGGUGAUAUUGUUCAUUUAUCUAUUGGAGAUUUGGUUCCUGCAGAUGGUGUUCUUAUAUCAGGACAUAGCUUAUCCAUCGACGAAUCGAGCUUGUCGGGUGAGAGUGAGCCGGUGGAUGUGAAUAUUAAGCGCAGGCCUUUUCUUCUGUCUGGAACCAAAGUGCAAAAUGGAUCUGGCAAAAUGCUGGUUACAGCAGUGGGUAUGAGGACUGAAUGGGGAAGAUUGAUGGUUACUUUAAGCGAAACGGGAGAAGACGAGACGCCCUUGCAGGUGAAACUCAAUGGAGUAGCAACAAUUAUUGGGAAAAUAGGUUUAGUUUUUGCAAUCAUGACAUUCAUGGUUCUGAUGGGAAGGUUUCUAAUCGUAAAGGGGCGAAAUCAUGAGAUGUCGAAAUGGUCUGCUGCUGAUGCAAUGCAAAUCUUGAAUUUCUUUUCGGUUGCAGUCACUAUAAUUGUUGUUGCAGUUCCUGAAGGGCUUCCGUUAGCAGUGACACUAAGUCUGGCAUUUGCAAUGAAGAAACUAAUGGAAGAUCGAGCGCUGGUUAGGCAUCUUUCCGCCUGCGAAACUAUGGGCUCUGCAAGCUGCAUUUGUACUGAUAAAACUGGAACAUUGACUACAAAUCAUAUGGUAGUUAAUAAGAUUUGGAUUUCCGACCAAACCAAAUCAAUCCCAAGUGAAGUGAACAUAAACAAAUCCGUGCAAGACAUAUUUUUACAGGCUAUAUUUCAGAAUACGGCUGCAGAGGUAGUCAAAGGAAAAGACGGGAAGACGAAUAGCAUACUAGGGUCGCCGACAGAGACAGCAAUAUUAGAGUUUGGAUUGAAUUUAGGCGGUGAUUUCAGAAUUCACCGAAAUGAGUCUGAGAUAGUAAAAGUCGAGCCAUUCAAUUCAGACAAGAAGAAAAUGUCUGUGCUAGUAACUCUACCUAAUAACAACGGCGGGUUUCGAGCAUUCUGCAAAGGCGCAUCAGAAAUAAUCCUGAAAAUGUGCGACAAAGUGGUAGACAGCGAAGGGCAGGCUGUGACCAUGUCCGAAGAAGACAGAAAGAAAAUCAAUGAUGUGAUAAAUGAUUUCGCUUGUCAAGCUCUGCGGACUCUGUGCUUGGCUUACAAGGAUAUAGAAAGCGGUUCUGAGGACAAAAAUAAUAUUCCUGAAGAUAACUAUACGCUAAUAGCUGUGAUUGGGAUUAAGGAUCCUGUAAGAGCAGGCGUGAAGGAGGCGGUGAAGAGUUGUUUAGAAGCCGGUAUUAUUGUGCGUAUGGUCACUGGUGACAACAUCAAUACUGCAAAAGCCAUUGCUAGAGAAUGUGGCAUUUUGACAGACGGCGGAUUGGCUAUUGAGGGUCCAGAUUUUCGCAGUAAAACCCCUCAGGAAAUGGACGACAUUAUACCAAAACUUCAGGUUAUGGCUCGGUCCUCGCCCUUAGACAAGCAUAAACUUGUAACGCAUUUGAGAAAUGUGUUCAAAGAAGUUGUUGCAGUGACUGGUGACGGGACUAAUGAUGCUCCUGCCUUGGCCGAAUCAGACAUUGGGCUCGCUAUGGGGAUUGCAGGAACAGAGGUUGCAAAAGAAAGUGCUGAUGUGAUUAUAAUGGAUGAUAACUUUACUACUAUAGUAAAUGUUGCAAGAUGGGGAAGAUCAGUUUACAUAAACAUUCAGAAAUUCGUACAGUUUCAGUUAACCGUCAACGUUGUUGCCUUAAUGAUCAAUUUCAUUUCAGCAUGCGCCUCGGGAGAAGCUCCUCUGACCACUGUCCAACUGCUUUGGGUGAACUUAAUAAUGGACACUCUUGGUGCACUAGCAUUAGCCACAGAGCCUCCUCAUGAUGGUCUCAUGAAGAGACCUCCAAUCGGGCGGAAUGUUGCUUUCAUUACCAAGAUCAUGUGGAGGAACAUUAUUGGACAGAGUAUCUACCAAAUCAUUGUCCUUGUCAUCCUCCAAUUUUAUGGGAAACAUCUUCUCAAGCUUAAUGGUUCAGAUGCUACAGACAUUCUCAACACUUUCAUAUUCAAUACCUUUGUGUUUUGCCAGGUGUUCAACGAAAUAAACAGCAGAGAUAUGGAGAAGAUAAAUGUAUUUGACAGAGUGUUCGACAGUUGGGUGUUCCUGGGAGUGAUGGUUUCAACAGUAGGAUUCCAAGUUGUAAUAGUUGAGUUUCUGGGAACAUUUGCUAAAACAGUGCCACUGAGCUGGGAAUUAUGGCUGGCCAGUGUCUUAAUGGGAGCAGCAAGCUUGCCUGUUGCUGUUGCUUUGAAGUACAUUCCUGUGGAAGUUGCGAGACAGAAUGAUGAUGGUUACGAACCUCUUCCGAGCGGUCCGGAUCAGGCUUAAACACAAAUUUUAGAUGGGAAUAUUUUUAUGAACUUAAGUAUAUUGUGGCUAGUCAUUCUUUUCUUUUCUCUCAGGUUAUUUCAGCAUGAAAUUGUAUGCCUAGAUAAAGAAAACUAAAGCUGAAGAUUUUCUAUGCAAAUUAUUUUCCUAUCCUGCUUCAA
This is a messenger RNA of Mercurialis annua (annual mercury), 3427 nucleotides long. Its product is annotated as putative calcium-transporting ATPase 11, plasma membrane-type. Gene Ontology annotation, molecular function: P-type calcium transporter activity; calmodulin binding; ATP binding. The coding region runs from base 171 to 3266 and encodes 1031 amino acids. The record is from RefSeq and is a predicted model, not a curated record. NCBI's taxonomy places the organism in Eukaryota, Viridiplantae, Streptophyta, Magnoliopsida, Malpighiales, Euphorbiaceae. The transcript is spliced from 7 exons. Gene Ontology annotation, cellular component: membrane; intracellular membrane-bounded organelle. Gene Ontology annotation, biological process: calcium ion transmembrane transport.